AUGCAGGCUUUUGUGCUUACAGGAGGCAAAACAGUACCCAAGAACAGGAGACCGCGGUUUGACCUCACACUGAGUAUCAUCGACCUCAGCAAUAUUCCCUUAGUCUGCGGGACUUCAUAUGUGAAAUGGCAUCUGCCAUCCUCAAUAGCAGCUGAGCAUCGCGGCCACACAGACCGGGCUGUGAUUCAAGACCAUCGAGCAUCAUGGGAUUAUGAGAAAGUCCUACCUGUCAAGCUCACCAUAGACCGAAAUCAUAUGCUUCAAGAGUGCGAUAUCUCGUUUGAGAUUCUUCAGGAGUUCUCCUCGGGAAGUCGCGGUGAUCGUAUGACUUUAGGCCAUAUCAAGCUCAACCUGGCUGAAUAUGUUGAUAAGAGUGACGAUGACACGGGCGUUGUUAGACGCUAUUUGAUGCAAGAUAGCAAGAUUAAUAGUACCCUCAAAGUAGGGAUAAUUAUGCGACAACUCGAAGGAGAUAAAAAUUAUAUCACUCCUCCGUUAAAGUCAGCCAUGGUAUUCGGUGGUAUUGCUGGCAUCUUACCUCCUGAACAUGGCGAGAUUGAAGAACCAGGCAGUCUGCCAUCGAUCAAUACUAGUCGAGAAGCCGGAGAUUUGCAAGACAUGUAUCGACGCACUUUAGCUGCGUCAUGGACAACUCAUAGCGACGAACUAUUACCAGAUCUCUUAAUUGAAGACUUGUUCGCGGGCGGCCGUGGUUAUCGGUCCACAGGACCAGGCGCCAGGUCAGGACGAGCAGACGACUACGACGACAAUAGUAUUAGCGACGCUGCAUCUCGUAUAACGGUGCAAGAAGGUCGGCUGUCAUCAUCCAACCCAGACAAAAGGCCGAAGAGCUCUUUGAGCAGUCGCUCAAGGUCAGAUAUGAGAGGAGACACGCUGGCGGAAAGUGCAUCUCUAAGUGGCAGCACUAUUAGCAGUGGGAAAGGAAGUCUCGAGAGUUCGUUUCAAGAUGUCAAAGAGAAGACAUGGAAGAGUACUAGGGGUGCUCAUGAGGUUUCCGAAUUUGAUGUGCGAGAAGACCUAAGAACGUGGGAAAUCACUGUGAAUGAUUGA
Messenger RNA from Talaromyces atroroseus, 1071 nucleotides. RefSeq lists its product as hypothetical. Lineage: Eukaryota; Fungi; Ascomycota; Eurotiomycetes; Eurotiales; Trichocomaceae. The record is from RefSeq and is a predicted model, not a curated record. The transcript has 5 exons. Bases 1 to 1071 code for a protein of 356 amino acids.